CUCUAAGAAGUUGGCAGCACUGCUGGCUAAAUGAAAACAAGUCGCAUAAAUUGCAAAUAAUUAUUGAGCAAAAGUAGCAAAAAUAUGUCAAAUGCAGAGACACAGGUAUCCAGUUUGCCGAUGCCGCCAGAGCGUUACAUCAGCAACUACACGGAAGAGAACAUAAGGAGAAAUCGAGCGCCGCGUCCGCCGCCGCCACCUUCACAACAUGAAGUGUAUAGCAUGUUUGGGAUACAGUAUAACAACGACGAGAUGAUACGCUCACUGGAGUCGCAAAACAUCAAGCGCCUAAUACCAAUACACUUUGACCGUCGAAAGGAGCUCAAGAAACUGAAUCACUCGCUGCUCGUCAACUUUUUAGAUCUCAUUGACUUUCUCAUAUUGAAUCCGGAUAGUCCAAGGCGCACAGAGAAGAUUGAUGAUCUGAGUUUGCUCUUUGUAAACAUGCAUCAUUUACUUAAUGAGUUCAGACCACAUCAGGCGCGAGAAACUUUGCGAGUGAUGAUGGAAAUGCAAAAGAGACAACGCGUCGAAACGGCCACCCGUUUUCAGAAGCACUUGGAGCGAGUGCGAGAUGUGGUCAAUAGUGCAUUCUCUGCGCUGCCCACACUAUUUGAUGAUGACGAUGGUUCGGCCAAGGUCAAAAUGGAAGUGGAUCCUUUAGAGUCGAAUGCGGCAGCCAAAAAUGAUCCUAGCUAUCAACAUGAUCGCAUGAUGUGUAAACUUGUGGAUGUCAUUGAAUAGAGACACGAUUUGGUUUAAAAGGAAACUUACGAAGCAUAUGUAUUAGUGCACCCUUCUAGGCUAACUGAUAUCUGUAUAAAACUAUUAUAAUUAAUUAUAGGAAAUACAUAAAAAAAAACAACAAUAAACAUAAUCAACGGUUAUGGUUUAAGAUAA
Molecule: messenger RNA, 900 nt
Organism: Drosophila innubila
Lineage: Eukaryota; Metazoa; Arthropoda; Insecta; Diptera; Drosophilidae
Gene: MED7
Product: mediator of RNA polymerase II transcription subunit 7
Exons: 2
Coding region: 85-744 (219 amino acids)
Biological process (GO): regulation of transcription by RNA polymerase II
Cellular component (GO): core mediator complex; mediator complex
Molecular function (GO): transcription coregulator activity
Source: RefSeq, a predicted model, not a curated record